This is a messenger RNA of Rosa chinensis, 2736 nucleotides long. Its product is annotated as zinc finger BED domain-containing protein RICESLEEPER 2-like. Gene Ontology annotation, molecular function: protein dimerization activity; DNA binding. Lineage: Eukaryota; Viridiplantae; Streptophyta; Magnoliopsida; Rosales; Rosaceae. The transcript has 5 exons. Bases 1 to 2736 code for a protein of 911 amino acids. The record is from RefSeq and is a predicted model, not a curated record.
AUGGCUAGAGCAAAGAAGGUAGCUGCUCGGCCUCAUCCAACCGCUUCGGGGCUUGAAGACUCUUCAACUGCAACUUCACCUUCUGCUCCUGGGGAAAUUGAAGCUCUUCCUCUAGCAAGUUCAACCCAGCAAGCUCCUACGGGUUCAAACCAGCAAGUUCCUGCUCCUGCAAGAGAUGAAGCUCCUGCGCAAGUUCCUACUAGUGCAACUCAAAGUGAUCAUUCUAAUCCGGUUAGUUCAGCAACUAUUAAGCGUAGUUUUGUUUGGGAACACUUUAAGGAGUAUGAUAAGGUUGUGAAGGGAAAAGAUGCUGAAGGGAAUGAUGUAGAUAUUGUUAAGAAACGAGCUUAUUGUAUUCACUGUCCUAGAGGAAAAAUAGGUGAUUUUGUAGCGGAUAGUUCUAGAAAUGGGACUUCGGGGAUGAUUAGGCAUAUUAAUCAAUUCUGCAGGUAUUAUCCCCCAAAUAUUAGUAAGAGUCAGAGGGUUCUUGUGGGAGAUAAAUCUCUAGGAAACAAACUUACUGCAGUAGCUUAUGAUCAAGAUGACUAUGUAGAUGCUUGCGUCAAAAUGAUUGUCAUGGAUGAGUUGCCUUUUAGCUUUGUUGAGAAAAAAGGUUUUAACCGGUUUUGUGGUAGAGUGUGCCCUUUGUUUAAAGUACCCUCUCGUAGGAAACUAGUUAGAAGGUUCCUAAGCAUAUAUGAUGCACAGAAAAAAGAACUAUCCAAAACUAUGAAGGAGUAUAGAGUGUGUCUCACAACGGACACUUGGACUAGUGUCCAAAACAUCAAUUAUAUGGUGCUUACUGCCCAUUUUAUUGAUGUUGAUUGGAAGAUGCACAAGAGGGUUAUAAAUUUUUGUGUUAUCCAAAACCAUCAAGGGGCAACCAUAGGUAGACUUAUAGAGUCUUGUUUGCUGCAGUGGGAGAUUGAGAAGGUCUUGACCAUAACUGUUGAUAAUGCAUCUGCAAAUAAGUCGGCUUUAGAGUGGCUUAGAUCAAAGAUGAAUAAGUGUUCAUCUUACAAAACAGUUUUAGGUGGUAAAUACAUGCAUGUGAGGUGCACAGCUCACAUAACCAAUUUGAUAGUGGGACAUGGCUUGAAGAGGCUGCAAAAGAGUGUUUUAGCCAUUAGGAAUGCUGUCAAGUAUGUUAGGUCUUCACCUAAUAGACUAGAUAGCUUUAGGAAAGCUGUCGAGAAAGAAAAGCUUCCUCUUACAGGGCUGGUUUGUUUAGAUGUCCCAACUAGGUGGAAUUCAACUUAUCUAAUGUUAGAGGCAGCCUUGAAGUUUAAGAAGGCUUUUGCAAGGAUGGAGGAAGAUGAUGAUGAGCUUUAUCUAGGUUAUUUCAAGGAACCAGAGGAGGAAUAUGAUGAGGAAGGCAAUGUCGUUCCUAGUAGGAACAAAAGAAACAGAGUUGGGCCUCCGGAGGAACCAGAUUGGGACAAGGCUGAGGUUUUUGUUGAUUUGCUUAGAGUAUUUUAUGAUGUGACCCUUAGAGUUAGUGCAAGCUUGCAUCCAACUGUGCAUACAACAUUCCAUGAUGUUGUUACCAUGGAGAGAAACAUAGAAAACCUCUUCAUUGCACCCGAGAUGGCAACUGGUUCCGACACUGAAAAUGUAUUAACUGAUAUGGCUGCAAAUAUGAGAAGCAAAUUCUUGAAGUACUAUGGUGGCUUUACAGACCUGAACCACUUGAUUAUUGUUGGACUUGUGCUAGAUGCAAGAUUCAAGCUUAGGAAUUAUUCACAUUUUUUGAAGGAAGAGGGUAUGGAUGAUGUUGAUGUGCAAAGUAGAACCAAUGAGAUUAGAUCUUUGUUAAUGGCGCUAUAUGAUGAGUAUGCACCGAUCGUAGAUGGUGGGAGACAUAUGCAGAGACAUCAAAGCCCUACAAGUUCAGGCAGCACAAUCACAAAUAGAAGCAGCAAUACGAGAAUUGGUGUGCGGGGUCAGUUGCUAAACUCUUGGAGAAAGGUGGUCCAAGAGAGUGAAGAGGCUGUAAUGGCACAUGAAGUUGAUCAAUAUCUAAAUGCUCCCCUAGAGUUUGUUGAGGAGGAGGAAGAUGGCUUCGAUAUUUUGUGUUGGUGGAAGAUAAACGGACCCAAGUUUCCUGUGGUGGCAGCAAUAGCAAGAGAUGUACUUGCUGUUCAAACAUCCACAGUUGCAUCGGAGUCUGCAUUUAGCACUGGAGGGAGAGUUAUUGAUGCUUUUAGGAGUUCGUUGACUCCUAAAACAGUGGAGGCUUUAAUCUGCAUGCAGAAUUGGUUGUUGGGAGAUGAUAUUGCUGAAGAGGUAGAGGAGCCUACAAUUGAGAACACAGAGUUCUAUGAGCAGGCUGAGAAAGAUCAUGAGAGCACUGCCUCCAGCAGAAAUACACGUUCAACAAUCCCGAAAGCAAAGGGGAAGGGAAAGGCUGCAGUGAGUACAUCUCGAGGUAUGAAGGCUUUAAUGAAUUUCAUGAGUGAAUAUGCUUGCAAUUCAGGGCAAGUAGUGAAUAGGCAAAAGUCCUCCAUUUUUAUGGGGAAAUAUGCAAUUCGAAGAAGAAAUAUUAUCAAACGUACUUUGGGCAUCAUAGAAAGUUCUCUUCCUUUCAAUUACUUGGGUGUGCCAAUUUUUCAAGGAUGCCCAAAACCUUGCUAUUUUCGGGCGCUAGCUGACAAGGUCAAAAAGUGCUAUCAAAGAUCUUCAGUGUGGCUUGGUUUGAAGAAACUUUGGAGGUCUUUUUAUUCUGGUGUGCAGUGA